Messenger RNA from Empidonax traillii (willow flycatcher), 3064 nucleotides. RefSeq names its product tripartite motif containing 71 (gene TRIM71). The transcript is spliced from 4 exons. The coding region runs from base 5 to 2650 and encodes 881 amino acids. NCBI's taxonomy places the organism in Eukaryota, Metazoa, Chordata, Aves, Passeriformes, Tyrannidae. Gene Ontology annotation, molecular function: zinc ion binding; protein binding; ubiquitin protein ligase activity. The record is from RefSeq and is a predicted model, not a curated record. Gene Ontology annotation, biological process: proteasome-mediated ubiquitin-dependent protein catabolic process; protein polyubiquitination.
GCAAAUGGCUUCGUUUCCCGAGUCCGACUUCCAGAUCUGCCCGCUGUGCAAGGAGAUGUGCGGGUCGCCGGCUCCCCUCUCCUCCAACUCCUCCACCUCCUCGUCCUCCUCGCAGACGUCCAGCUCCUCCGGGGGCGGCGGCGGCUCCUCCUGCGGAGGCCCGCCGAGGCGGCUCCACGUCCUGCCCUGCCUGCACGCCUUCUGCCGCCAGUGCCUGGAGGCGCAGCGGCACCCCGGCGCGGGGGACGCGCUCAAGCUGCGCUGCCCCAUUUGCGACCAGAAGGUGGUGAUCUCGGAGCCCUCGGGCAUGGACGCGCUGCCCUCCUCCAACUUCCUUCUCAGCAACCUGCUGGACGUCGUCGUCGUGGCCGCGGCCGCCGACGAGCAGAAGAACGGCCGCGCCGCCGGGGCCGGCCCGACCGGGGGCUCUGGCGCUGGAGGGGGCGGCGGCGGCGGCAACAACCGGCACCACGGCCGCCCGCCGCCGGGGCCACCCCGCGCCGCCGGCUCCUCUCCCGCCGCCGCCGCCUCGGCCGCGCCCUCCUCGACGUCUUCGUCCUCCUCCUCCUCGGGCGGCGGCGGCGGCUCGGCGGCGCUCCUGCUGCGGCGGCCCCACAGCCGGCAGGGCGAGCCCCGCUGCAGCUCCUGCGAUGAGGGCAACGCCGCCAGUUCCCGCUGCCUCGACUGCCAGGAGCACCUGUGCGACAACUGCGUGCGGGCGCACCAGCGCGUCCGCCUCACCAAGGACCACUUCAUCGAGCGCUUCGCCGCCGGCCCUGCCGCCGCCGGCCCCGCCGCGCCGCUCGCUCUCAGCCCGCCCUACCCUGCCUCGCCAUACAACAUCCUCUCCGUCUUCCCCGACCGGGCCAGCUACUGCCAGCACCACGACGACGAGGUACUGCAUUUCUACUGUGAUACCUGUUCUGUCCCCAUAUGUCGUGAAUGUACCAUGGGACGACAUGUGGGUCACAGCUUUAUCUACCUCCAAGAUGCCCUACAGGAUUCCAGGACUCUCACCAUUCAGCUCCUGGCAGAUGCUCAGCAAGGACGACAGGCUAUUCAACUGAGUAUCGAACAGGCCCAGGCUGUGGCAGAGCAGGUUGAGAUGAAAGCGAAGGUGGUACAGUCUGAAGUCAAAGUUGUGACUACUAGGCAUAAGAAGGCUUUGGAAGAGCGGGAGUGUGAGCUGCUCUGGAAGGUGGAAAAGAUUCGCCAAGUCAAGGCUAAGUCACUCUACUUGCAAGUUGAAAAGUUGCGUCAGAACCUAAACAAGCUGGAUAACACCAUUAGUGCUGUUCAGCAGGUCCUGGAGGAGGGUCGUACCAUGGAUAUUCUUCUGGCUCGGGACCGCAUGCUGGCUCAGGUGCAGGAGCUGAAGAACGUGAGAGGCCUUCUCCAGCCACAGGAAGACGACAGGAUCAUGUUCACUCCCCCUGACCAGGCGUUGUAUAUGGCCAUUAAAUCAAUGGGCUUUGUCAGCAGUGGGGCUUUUGCUCCUCUGACCAAAGCCACCGGGGAAGGUCUCAAGCGUGCGCUGCAGGGCAAAGUGGCCUCUUUCACCGUGAUCGGCUACGACCACGAUGGCGAGCCUCGCCUGUCAGGAGGCGACAUGAUCUCUGCAGUGGUGAUGGGCCCAGAUGGAAACCUUUUCGGGGCAGAUGUCAGUGAUCAGCAAAACGGGACCUACCUGGUCAGCUACCGUCCACAGCUCGAGGGAGAGCACCUGGUGUCCGUGAUGAUGUGCAACCAACACAUUGAGAACAGCCCCUUCAAAGUGGUGGUGAAGUCUGGGCGCAGCUACAUUGGCAUCGGGCUGCCGGGGCUCUCCUUCGGCAGCGAGGGAGACAGCGACGGCAAGCUUUGCCGCCCCUGGGGGGUCAGCGUUGACAAAGAGGGCUACAUCAUCGUUGCCGACCGCAGUAAUAACCGCAUCCAGGUGUUCAAGCCAUGCGGGACCUUCCAUCACAAGUUUGGCACGCUGGGCUGCCGACCGGGACAGUUCGAUCGCCCCGCCGGCGUGGCCUGUGACAUUUCGCGUAGGAUCGUCGUGGCUGACAAGGACAAUCAUCGCAUCCAGAUCUUCACGUUUGAGGGGCAGUUCAUUCUGAAGUUUGGGGAGAAAGGAACGAAGAACGGGCAAUUCAAUUACCCGUGGGAUGUGGCCGUCAACGCAGAGGGCAAGAUUCUGGUCUCUGACACGAGGAACCAUCGCGUUCAGCUGUUCGGGCCCGACGGCGUGUUCCUUAACAAGUAUGGCUUCGAAGGGGCACUCUGGAAGCACUUUGAUUCCCCCAGAGGUGUGACUUUCAAUCACGAGGGCCACUUGGUAGUGACAGACUUCAACAACCAUCGCCUUCUGGUCAUCCAUCCAGAUUGCCAGUCAGCACGCUUUCUGGGCUCGGAGGGCACCGGGAACGGCCAGUUCCUGCGCCCGCAGGGAGUGGCGGUGGAUCAGGAAGGGCGCAUCAUCGUGGCUGACUCCAGAAACCACCGGGUGCAGAUAUUCGAGUCAAAUGGUAGCUUUUUAUGCAAGUUUGGCACUCAGGGAAGCGGCUUUGGUCAGAUGGACCGUCCUUCAGGUAUAGCUGUCACCCCUGAUGGCAUGAUUGUUGUGGUCGACUUCGGAAACAAUCGAAUUCUCGUCUUCUAAUCUGUGUUUGAAUUAGGAAGAAACUGUCUCAGGGAAAUUCUUCUAAGAGAAAAUGAAAAAAUACAACGUUAAUUCAAACCUACCUCAUCUUUAAUUUUUUUACAGAUGAAUGUACUUAUCUUUUCUGCAGGGAGUGAGCCUGUAAAAAUAAAUUCUAUCUACCUCAUUGUCCUCCUUUCCCUCCCCAGUUUCUCGCCCUCUCCCCAUCCCCACACACUCAUAGUUCAGAACAUUUUACCUCUUUGCCCCGCAGUGGGGUUUCAUGCACAAACAAGUGUUGCUGUGCACAUUAGGUGGUUUGUGUGGUGAGUUCUGUUAGACUAAGCCAAAAAAAGGCGCUAUGUAACUUUUUAAGUGGAGAAAAUGGUAGUAGGUGUUUAUAGAGAAUUUGUUUUUUCUUGACCAUACUGCAGU